UCUAUGAUAAAAUAUACAACCAUCCGGUCUUGCUAUUGUUUUACAGACAUAAAGUAUUAUGAACUACAUUAUCUAGUGUGAAUAGACCAUAAAAAAAAUAUUAAUGUACGACAUAAGGGUGAUAUGAGUUGUUUCUAUUAAGACAUAUGACCACAGUAGCUUCGUUUCAUGUGGAUUUGGAAUGGAAACGGAAACCGAUCUAAGGGAGAUAAUUAGAGACAUACUAUAAUGGCGGUGGUUCUGACCAAAUCAUCUUGGUGCGAUGUUUUGAAGGUUGCGUUAGUAUCUUUAAGGAGAAGGAAGAUUAAAAAUGGUCUUUGCUGUAGACAUUUCGGACAACCAGUUCCGAAGACUCAUCCACAUCUUCUAAAGGAAGGUCAAGUGACUCCUGGAAUUACCGAAGACGAAUAUCGUCGCAGACGCAUUGCAUUGUUUCGAAAUGCUCUCCAACAGCGAAAAUCUGGUAACCCGAAGGGCAUGAUUUUUAUAUUCCCUUCAGCUUCUAAGGUAUUCAUGAGUUACGAUAUUCCUUACACUUUUAGGCAAAACACUGAAUUUUUGUAUUUAUGUGGUUUCUUGGAACCAGAUAGUUUAUUAUUAAUCUUCAACAACCCGAAUGACGGACACCCUUAUGCCGACCCGAAGUCCGUUCUAUUUGUUCCCCCCAAGAACCCGCAGCGGGAACUGUGGGAUGGUCCUUGCUCAGGAGUUGAAGGGACGUUAUCUUUUACCGGAAUCGAUGCUGCUUAUACUGUUGACGAACUGGAGUCGUUUCUUUAUGAAUACAAGAAGAAUCAUUCUAGGUAUACGGUUUGGUAUAACUUUAACAAACCCGUUCAGAAGAAAAUACACGACAGAUUCCUAACCAGGUUUAUUCAAGAAAGUAGAAACUGUAAUUUUGAGAUUACCGACAAAUUAGUUCAAGACCUCAGACUCAUCAAAUCAGAGGAUGAGAUUGAACUGAUGAAGAAUUCUGUGGAAAUCGCUUCCGAAUCUUUAGUAAAAGUAAUGGAGUUUUCACAGCCAGGUAUGAAUGAAAGUAUGCUUGUUGCUAAAAUGGAUUACGAAUGUCGAAUACGAGGUGCACAGUACCUGGCGUACCCACCAGUCGUAGCUGGAGGAAAUCGUGCCAACACUGUACAUUAUGUAAAUAAUAACCAAAUUGUGAAUGACGGGGAAUUAGUGUUAAUGGAUGCUGGCUGUGAACUUCACGGUUAUACCAGCGAUCUAACCAGGACUUGGCCUAUUUCAGGAACUUUCUCGAAGGUCCAAAAAGAAGUCUAUAAUGCAGUUCUCAGAUGUCAGGAAUUGUGUUUGAAAAUGUGUCGAAAGGCUUUCUCUUUGGAUGAUAUCUACACUGAAAUGCUCGCUAUUCUCGGUUGUGAACUGAAAGCGUUGGGAUUAAUUGAAUCAAGUUUAAGUGGAAGUAAGCUAAUGGCAGCUGCUCGGAAGUUCUGUCCCCAUCAUGUUGGUCAUUACCUUGGCAUGGAUGUCCACGAUACUCCGAUCAUUUCUCGACGUAUCAACCUCGAACCUGGCAUGAUUGUGACUAUAGAGCCUGGCAUUUACAUACCUGAAACCAAUAUGAUGGUGCCAGCAGAAUUUAGAGGCAUUGGGAUUCGAAUAGAAGACAACGUGUUGAUAACAAAUUCUUCACCUGUCAUCCUGUCCAGUAAUUGUCCAAAGAGAGUUGAAGACAUUGAAGAUGUUAUGAAUUCAAAGAGGAGUUAGCAAGUUAGUGUGUGAUAUGGAAUGUGUGUGUGAGAGGAAGAACUCUGAAGAUGUAAACAAGAUCAGUACCAAGUUGUUUAAUCUGAAGUUAACACUGAUUAAACAGAGCCAUGAAUGAAGGCAUUCCAUCUCAUCUUUUCAGACAUAUUCUUGGAAUAUAUUAUCCAGUAUACUCCUUAAAUACAGUAGGAUGUGAUCUAUAGGUAUUUUGGCUGUUAUUUCUUGCAGUUUGAUCGACUACAUGGUGGCACAAUUGCUCAUUGAUGCAAGGUCAUGAGAUUACCACUUAAUGGUAAAAGAAAGGAAAGAACAAUUUUUAAAAUUAUAAUAUAAAAUAUUGUAAUUUGUAAAGAACUGAAAUAACUUUAUUGAACUAAAUUUUAAUGAUUCUUUCUCUAUUUAUUUUGGAAUAUGAAAGAAUAACAAACCCAUCACUACCACCAUUGUGUAUGUAUGUGAUUCUUCUCUCCCUGUAUAUAGAAUUAGAAUUCCAUCCAUUGCUAUCUUCCAAUCAACAUUUGUAGUUGAGUGAUUUUGCUUUUAAAGGGCUGUGAAGUCAAAGUCAUGGAAUUGGAGUUGGAAGUAAUUGUUCGACCACAAGAAUCAGUGAUUGACUUCAAACCAACAAUAGAUGUAAAAUAAUGUGUUAAAAAUUUUCCUAUUUCACAAUUUUUAAUUUGAUUACAGUUACAGCUACAAAUUUGAAAAUGAAUCAUAUUUAAAGUCUUCUGUGAAGGAAGAUCUGAUAAGAAAGAAUUCUUUUUCUAAGAACAAGAUGUUUAGAUAUGCACUUUCAAUUGAAUCCCUUUUCUAAAUGUACCAUGUUUCUUUGUAGAGAUAAACUUCUCAAUAGUUUACAAUAUAAUUUAUAUUUCAUUUAAAGUAAUCUUUCAUGUUACAUUCACUUGAAUUACUCAUGCACUCAACACCAGAGCUGAAGACACCACCGAAAGGGGGGGGGGGCACCACGUCAAAACAGUAGAGGAGUAGGGGCCGAAACCGGACGUGGUUCCUCCUGAUGAUGUUUUGAAUUAACUGGAUCCUAUAAAGGAGCUGUUGUGGUAGCAGACCACGAAACAUGGUUGAAAUUCCAGGGAUUCUCAACCAUUUUUUACCUAUGGACCCCUUGUGAUUACUAUUUUAUUCUGUUGGACCUCCAUAGUCAUUCGAUGUUUAAAAAUUAGCUUUAUAGAAACUUCUUUCAAAAUUCCUAAUUUGUUUUUUACACAUUCACUUUUGUGGGUUGAACUAUGUUAAAAUGAUGGAGAAAAAACUUAGCUGUUUCUUAAAAAACGUACCAAUAUAUGCAUCUAAAGCAACAUUUUUCUGGUGUCCUUAAAAUAAUAUUGUGGGUCUCCUAUUUACUAUUUUGUUGUAUGGACCCCAAAGAUCUUAUAUGAACCCCUCUUGAGAACCACUGAGUUAAACCAUCCUUUAACCUUGAAAUGUUAGAUUUAUCCAAUUAAGGUAUCUUUUUGUGUUAAAAUAGUCUUAGUUAAGUUACUUUAGGGUGUUAAUAUUAUAGUUUUAAUUCUUAUGUAUUUUAGAUUUUUGAAACAGUAGACAAAUAUGUUCCUGAUAUUCUUUUAUAAUAUUUUUAUAGUUUAUUUCAUUUAUAUCCUUUUACUUAAUAACUUCUUUUAAAUAGAAACCUCUUUCUUUUCUUAUAUUUUGUAAGAUUUAUCUCUUCCACGUAAUUGUUUGUAAUUUCUUUAAUGAAUAUGAAAAAGCCACUUUAGUAUAGAGUAAUGGGGAACCUUUAAAUCUGAACUCUGACAAGCUUGGGUGCUAAAAAGUAGGCUGGAUAGUUCAUACUGUCCACAUAUGUUGGGUACUUUUAAUCAACAUAAGAAAUGUAUAUUAAUUAAUUAGUCUAAUUAAAAAUAGAGGAGUUUGAGUCACUGGUUCCAUAAAUUGAGGAGUCAGUGUUGGAGAUUUUGUGCACUAGUUCCACUGGCCUUCUUUGAUUAUUUCCCACCACUCCUAACUGAUUGAUGCCAAAAUUUCUGAGAAAUAUUUUUACAUUAGAUCUGGUUUAUGAGAGGAAAAGUUCCUCCCUCGCCUUCCCACCCCUCAUUAAGGAGAUAAAAACAAGAAAAAGAUCUCGGUAGACAAUGUCUUGAAGUAUAUUUUAACUUCAGAAUUGUUGAUCUCUAUUAAAUUUUGUUGAUGGUGAUGAUUUUGAUGAGUUUGUUUAAUGUUUUUCUAGUGUAAAUUUUAAGAAUAAAAAAACCAAAUAUCGGAAUUAUAAUUGAAUCAAA
Molecule: messenger RNA, 3992 nt
Organism: Octopus bimaculoides (California two-spot octopus)
Lineage: Eukaryota; Metazoa; Mollusca; Cephalopoda; Octopoda; Octopodidae
Product: xaa-Pro aminopeptidase 3
Biological process (GO): proteolysis
Cellular component (GO): mitochondrion
Molecular function (GO): manganese ion binding; metalloaminopeptidase activity
Source: RefSeq, a predicted model, not a curated record